AUGAGUAAGGGUAACAGUGCCACCAAAAAGACCUCGGGAUCUCUAUGGGAUUUCAUACGUGUAGAGUUUACACGUGGCUAUUCGCUGGAAAAUGAUGAAAAAGAAUUUUCUGAUAGAAGAGAAAAAGUAUAUACUUUUAUGAAAAUACCUUUAGAGGUAGAACAAUUCAUGUUCUAUGGCUUUUGUCAGUGUGCUGAUUCAUUCCUAUUUGUUUAUACAUUCCUACCACUAAGAGCAUUAGUUGCACUAAAAGCAUUAAUUUGUCGAUCUAUAUCAAAAUUCAGGAAAAAACAAAAACAUAAUCGGUUAUCUGCUGCAGAAGCAUGUGACUUACUUAAGAUGGCCGUAUUAAUAACAUGUUCACUGUUGCUAAUGCCUUGGGAUACAUCAAUGAUGUAUCAUGUAAUUAAGAGCCAGUCAGUUAUUAAAUUGUACAUAUUCUUUAACAUGUUAGAGGUUGGAGAUCGGCUGUUUUCAUCAUUUGGCCAAGAUAUUUUAGAUGCUUUAUUUUGGACCGCAACUGAACCAAAACAUAGUCGACGUGAACAUUUUGGUGUUUUACCACAUUUCAUAAUUGCAGUAUUUUAUGUCUUUUUACAUAGCAUACUUGUAUUAUGCCAGGCCACAACAUUAAAUGUUGCUAUAAACUCUAGUCAUAAAGCAUUGCUCGCAAUCAUGAUGUCCAACAAUUUUGUAGAACUAAAAGGAAGUGUAUUCAAAAAGUUUGAUAAAACAAACUUGUUCCAGUUAUCAUGUAGUGAUGUUCGUGAACGAUUUCAUCUAUUUAUAUUGCUGUUAAUUGUCGUCGUGCAAACUAUGAAAGAAUAUCAAUGGAAUAGUGAGUCAUUUUGGGAAUUGAUACUGGACUGUAUGUACGUUAUGUUAUCAGAAAUGCUAAUUGAUUGGACAAAACAUGCAUUUAUUACUAGAUUUAAUGAAAUUAACUUGUCAGUAUACAGCGAUUAUGUAUUGAGCUUUGCUUAUGACACUGCACAAUCACGUCACAAAAAAGCCUUCACUGACCAUUCAGAUUUGGUUGCUAGACGAAUGGGUUUUAUUCCAAUUCCAUUGGGAGUAGUUAUGAUUAAAGUUCUAAGUAGAUGUGUAUCUUUUGAUGGACGACUGGCUUGCAUGGUUUUAUUACUAUUCACCUUUACUUGUCUAGUUACAUUGAAAAUUGUCAACCUUAUUUAUAUAUUAGGAAGAGCUUGCAAAUUAAUUGAUUUUCAUAAAACGUCUCUAAUAAAAAAUCAUCAAAUCAUUAAUGGUGUAAGCUGUCAAGAUAUGGCAACUAGUCCGAUGAGACCACAACUGCGUAAAAAGCAAUCUUGGAAUGAUAACAAAGAAAAUAAACCCUCACCACUUAUUGAUGUGCCUCCUUUAGGACCAACACCAAUGUUUGCUAAUAGCAAUGUUGACAUUAAAGAGGCAUGCCUUAAUACACAAAUACUAGAAGAUAUCAUAGAAAUGGAUAUGACUCGUAGCGACCCUGAUUUAAACAUAACUAUGAUGCGUGAUGCCGAUACUCUUAGUACAAAAUCGGCUUGA
Sipha flava (yellow sugarcane aphid) is the source of this 1548-nucleotide messenger RNA. Its product is annotated as protein TAPT1 homolog. Gene Ontology annotation, cellular component: endoplasmic reticulum membrane; ciliary basal body. The coding region runs from base 1 to 1548 and encodes 515 amino acids. Gene Ontology annotation, biological process: maintenance of protein localization in endoplasmic reticulum; positive regulation of cilium assembly. NCBI's taxonomy places the organism in Eukaryota, Metazoa, Arthropoda, Insecta, Hemiptera, Aphididae. The record is from RefSeq and is a predicted model, not a curated record. The transcript has 11 exons.